AUGCCGUCAGCUUCUGCUGCAGAGAACAAGGAUUGGAAGAAAUCCAUCGCUGGCUACGAGUGGCUGACAGAACAAGAGAUGCGUGAUGAUAAGAAGUGGCCUGAGCAAGGAAGUGAAAAACUACGUGAGCUCGAGGAGCUCAUGGAAAGCUCAGGCUUCUUUCGUGAGAACUUCGACAUCCAUACGGGUAUCGGUGAUGCUGUGGAUCUGUCCGACCAGGAAGGAGAUGACGACAACAAGAAGGGCGGGAACAAGUCGCGAGACAAGGGCCUGCCAGAAGUCGAUGGGCCGGAGACUCUGAAGGAGUUCGUGAACAAGUACAAGAAGAGUCUGCUCAACCGCCGGAGUGCGUUCAAGGAGGUGCUUGAGCGCUUGCAAACAGAGAAUGCGAAAGGACAUACGGAUGACCAGAAGGAGGCUGAGGAUGCCAUGAGAGCGGUCAAUGAUCUUUACAAGAAGUUUUGCGACAAGGAGCUCGAAAAGGAUGCUUCUUCGACCAAGGAGAGCUACACCGACAUUGCCAAGCAAGUCCGGGAGGCAUUGAUUCGCUUCAACAACUGCCUGAGUGCUCUGAAGACCCACUUCAAGAAGCAGAGCAAGGUCAAGGGCAAGGCAACCACGAAGCAGGAGCCACCUGAAGAGUGUGCUUCAGCGAUCAACAAUGUCUUGGAGAGCUACCUAGCACAUGGAGCUACUCAUGCAGCACGCAUUGCUUGGGACACCCAUCAGACAAUGCAGCCGGGCAACCCUGGGUAUGUGGAGCUGGUUCAGCUAGGCUUGGCUCACAAUGCAAAUUCGGACAAAGAAACUGUGUUUAUGAAUAACAUCCUUCGUCUGGGUUUCGCCUUGAGUACACAGCCUGUUCGUGUUGAUGUGCCUCUUCGAGGGGGGGCUGCUUCACAAUACAUCAUUCCUAUUCGGGAUCUGGCUACGGAGAUUCUUGAGAAGUAUCCCCAGAAGUUGCUCUUUGGGAACAAGGGAGACAAUCCCCAAUCAUUGGCAGCGGUGGGUGAAGCACUGGAGCAAUUUUGGCGGAACUUUCGGCCAAUCCGGCCGAACCACCCGGUAUUUGAUGAUCAUGCUCAUGAGUUGGACCGAGUCCUACCGUGCCGCUUGCAUAUGGAUGAGGGCACAUCCCUGCGCAAACAUGCGGUCAUGCAGGUGAGUUGGGGACCACUUUUGAAGGAGGCUCCAGCCAGUGUGAACCAUUGCUUUUAUUUCACGAGCAUCUUGGGAGACAGCUACAAGGAGGUUCAUUGUGGAUACGCUGGCGGAAAUACAAUUCUAGAUGCGAUCUGCAAGCACCUUGCAAUUCAUUGCAAGCAAGCAUACUACACUGGCAUGGAAUUUGGCACCCAGCGCUUUUUCCUUGCGUGGAUUGGUCUAGAGGGCGAUCUACCUGCGCAGGCCCGUGUGUUGCACUUGAAGCGGAACUUCACCUGUGCUCCCAACAUGUGCUGUCCAUGGUGUAAAGCAGACGAUCGUGACACGCCAUAUGCAGAUUUCAGGCCGAGUGCCUCAUGGAGGUCGACUGUGGGUUUGGAUCACCCCUGGACUAUCCCAUCGCCUCUUCACAGCAUACCUGGUGCUGAAACUGCUGAGUUUGCUUUGACAGACAUCUUUCAUUUGUGCCAUUUGGGUAUUGUGCGAACUGGUGUCACCUCGCUGAUUUGCUACCUUUGCUACAAUGGCCCCUUUCAGCACGGUGGCACCAGUGUUCCUGCGCGCCUACAUUAUGCAUACAAGCUUUUCGCAGAGUUUUGUCGAACAGUGCUUCAGGCCACCCCACACUUGAAGGAUUUCACCAAGGAAAACCUUGGAUGGGAUAGCAUGAAUUGCAUGCCGGAGUCUUCCAUGAACCUUGGACAGCCAUGGCUACUUGAUGAUGUGGCAACAUGUGCUCUUCAAUGGCUGGCUGCGAUCAACGACUUCCUGCACCUUUGCUACACCACGGAUCGUACUUUCUUCACGCCGGGACAAUGCCAGAUUGCGCAUGGACAUUUGUGCAAAUUUGCCGAGAAGUAUCAUGAGUGUGCAAGGCUGUGUUUUGCGCGGAAGCUUUUAUUCUUCAAUCUUACCACGAAAUUUCACUACAUGCUCCAUGUGCGGGAUUCGCUGGAGCUUCGACCGCAUCAGAAGUUAUACCUCAACCCUGCAGCCACCAGUACACAAAUGGAUGAGGAUUAUGUAGGCAGGGUGAGCCAGAGCAGCAGAACGGUGCAUGCUCUUGGUGUGCCUCUCAGGGUUGGCCAGAAGUGGCUUGUGUACACCAAAAUGAGAUGGUCAGGACAGGUUGAGUGA
Messenger RNA from Symbiodinium sp. CCMP2592, 2301 nucleotides. NCBI's taxonomy places the organism in Eukaryota, Dinophyceae, Suessiales, Symbiodiniaceae. The record is from the annotation of a GenBank genome assembly.